UAAUUGAAAAAAAAAGAAAAAAAAAAGGGAUCAAUAUUGAGUAAAGGCAAAGGCUGAAGUGGCCCUCAAAUUGGAGGCAGACCCAAGUUUGGUAGAUUUGCUGGCAAAGGGAGAUUCGUUUCACCAUUGAAAUGGGGCCUGCAAUCCACUCAACCAAGCUGAUAUUGAGCUAAUCUUUUCACUCACGCAAUUAAAAAAAAUCAAUCAGGCCUCAACAACUUAAGCUAAGUCAAGACUCAAGUCAGCUUUGUACUCACACUCUUUUUAAGUUUCUUGUCCUCUGUCCCUUUCUUCUCUUCAAUAUAGUGUCAGUUCACGGGAUUUACAUAGAACCAAAGUCUAAUAUUUUCACAGAUCCUAUUAUCUCCUAAUUACUGCUACUUUUAUUGAGCCACCCUUUGGAGUUGGAUCCAAUUUGCAACUCAAUUGCUUAGAGAUCCAUUUUUUUUUUUUCAAUUCAUGUAAUUAAAAUAGCUACUUUAAACUCUCUGAUUGGGCCGGGAAUAUGGGCUUGAAAUUGAUGAGAAGGUCCAAUUCCCAGAAAUCUCAACAAAGAUGGAAGAUAAAGGUGUUUGUUAUGAUUUUACUUGUUUUUUUCUUCGGGACUUUAAUAAUAAUGGAGACGCAGUAUAGUAGAAUUAGAAUGUUAGCGUUGCUCUCUACUCCUACAGUUCAAAAUCCCAAAAUUGCCUUUCUGUUUAUAGCUCGGAAUCGUCUGUCUUUGGACAUCGUUUGGGACGCAUUUUUUCAGGGUGAUAAGGAAAACAAAUUUUCAAUAUUGGUUCACUCACGACCAGGGUUUAUAUUUAACAAAGUAACGACAAGAUCAGCGUAUUUCUUGAAUCGCCAAGUUAACGAUAGUAUACAGGUAGAUUGGGGAGAAGCAAGCAUGAUCCAGGCAGAGCGGAUUUUACUUCAGCACGCAUUGAUGGAUCCUCUCAAUGAACGAUUUGUUUUUAUUUCAGACAGUUGCAUACCUUUGUACAACUUCAGCUACACAUAUGACUACAUAAUGUCUACGCCAAAUAGUUUUGUUGACAGCUUUGCUGAUACAAAACAAGGCCGCUACAAUCCCAAAAUGGAUCCAAUUAUUCCCGUUCAAAGCUGGAGGAAAGGUUCUCAGUGGGCUGUUUUAAACAGAAAGCAUGCAGAUAUUGUAGUGAAGGAUGAAAGAUUAUUUCCUAUGUUUCAGUUGCAUUGCAAGAAAAAGCCACUACCUGAGUUUUGGCGGGAUCAGUAUGUGCCUCCAGAUACAUCCAAAAUUCAUAAUUGUAUACCUGACGAACACUAUGUCCAAACUCUGCUUGCUCACCAAGGACUUGAAGAUGAAAUUACACGGAGGACACUGACUCACACUUCAUGGAAUAUUUUAGCCAACAAGGAGCGUGAUCGGAAAGGAUGGCAUCCCGUUACCUAUAAAUUAGCAGAUGCUACUCCCACACUAAUCCAAUCUAUCAAGGACAUAGACAACAUAAAUUAUGAGACAGAAUACCGGAGAGAGUGGUGCACCAGCAAGGACAAACCUGCCCCUUGCUUCCUCUUUGCAAGGAAGUUCACUCGUCCUGCAGCUCUGAGGCUUCUCACUAUGUCUGUGCUUGGACUUUUCCACGAGGAAACGAGCGACUCUUGACAUCUAUAAUGCAGUACACCAUCAAUCUACGAGUUCAACACCUGUUAGAAGAUAUACAAAGUUGACUACCUACAGAAAAUUGUAAUAUAGGUAAUAAAUGGGAAGACGUGUAAGUAGAAAGAAAAACUAAUGAGAUUUGUCUUGCCUUUUUUGUAUAUUUGUAUUAUUUUCAGUCAAAACUCAAAAAUGUUUGACCGUAUAGUUAAGUAGAGUGAACUAUAUCCAUUAAAUUAUCAUUCUAUAUUUGUUUUCCA
Molecule: messenger RNA, 1884 nt
Organism: Lycium barbarum (goji berry)
Lineage: Eukaryota; Viridiplantae; Streptophyta; Magnoliopsida; Solanales; Solanaceae
Product: glycosyltransferase BC10
Exons: 11
Coding region: 506-1630 (374 amino acids)
Cellular component (GO): membrane
Molecular function (GO): glycosyltransferase activity
Source: RefSeq, a predicted model, not a curated record